CGAUCAAAAGCUUAUUCAAGACUUACGCGCCAAGUUUGGAGAAGACGCCGUGUUUGUGAUGGGAAACUGGCCCGCUCCCCAUGCUAAGUAUCAUGAGCCCAUCCAUGGCCUUGGUUUCCGAAGACUCCUCAAGAAACAUGGGUUCCAAGUCUAUCUUAUAGACGAGUACAAGACCAGUAGGUGCUGUCCAACAUGCCACAGCGAGAGCCUCCACACGUUCCGUCGUGUUCCAAAUCCACGACCGUAUCAACGUGAGCGAUAUCCUACUGUUGUCUGCCAUGGCCUUUUAAGAUGCACCAAUCCAUACUGUAGACCCGCCAUGGCAGCUCCAGAUAGAUAUCGCUUAUGGAACAGGGAUGUUGCUGCUUGUCUCAACUACAUGCACAUCCUUCGUGGGCUUCGACGUAAUGGCAUGGUUCCUCAUAGGUUUCGCCGGGUUGAUGUUGCUCCUACAAGACGUCGAAGAAGAGUGGACGAUCAGGAGCAACCAAGAACUAGAAUACGUUUAGACGAUGAUUCUCCGUCCUAGUUAUCGCUAGGACACAUCUAGAUGCCUUCGGGUAACUAGUAGAGCCAUCCUACUU
Rhizopus microsporus ATCC 52813 is the source of this 584-nucleotide messenger RNA. RefSeq lists its product as uncharacterized. The record is from RefSeq and is a predicted model, not a curated record. The coding region runs from base 59 to 529 and encodes 156 amino acids. NCBI's taxonomy places the organism in Eukaryota, Fungi, Mucoromycota, Mucoromycetes, Mucorales, Rhizopodaceae. The transcript has 3 exons.